AUGUCGAGCAAAGAUGAUAAAACGGUGGCCAAUCUCUCACAUGUCUCUAUUAAUGGGGAUGACGUCGAAGGACAUGAUGAAUCUAUCGCACCGCGCAGCGACAGUGGGUGGGAUGGAAAACUACGUAUAGAGAAAGAGGGUGGCAAGAAGUUAGAGCUUGUCAAUCCGGAAGCUUUAUCUGAUCCCGAGUAUUCAGACGAGGAGAAUGUUGUUCCCGGGGAAAUUAUAAAUGCAGAUGAAGAUCUCCUCGACGACUAUCCCCUCGACACCGAAGAAAUAGACCUAGUACACGCACGCAUUUCCUCCAUCCCAUCACUCCGACUCUCCCGCUUCUCCCAAGUCCAACGACUUUGUCUCCGUCAAAACACCAUCACCACAAUCGAAGAACUCUCCUCUCUCGCAUCUACCCUCACCGAACUCGAUCUAUACGAUAACCUAAUCGCGCACAUCCGCGGACUAGAAGAUCUUAUCCACCUCACCUCGCUCGAUCUCUCCUUCAACAAACUGAAACACAUCAAGAAGAUAAAUCACCUAACCUCCCUCACGGAUCUCUACUUCGUCCAGAACAAAAUAACCACGAUCGAAAACCUAGAAGGUCUAACCAAACUUCGCAAUUUAGAACUAGCCGCGAAUAGAAUCCGCGAGAUUCAAGGUUUAGAAACAUUAGUAGGACUAGAAGAAUUAUGGCUCGGCAAGAACAAAAUCACCGAGAUGAAAAAUCUCGACGCCUUGCAAAAUCUCAAGAUCCUAAGUAUCCAGAGUAAUCGCAUCCGCUCCAUAAGCGGCCUAGAUAAACUUUCUUCGCUAGAAGAACUAUACAUCUCGCAUAAUGCGUUAACGUCACUCGAGGGUCUGGAAUCAUCUUCUCAACUUCGCGUCUUGGAUAUUUCGAAUAAUCAAAUUUCGUCUCUGGCGGGCGUCAAGGGGUUAAAGGAGUUGGAGGAGAUAUGGGCGAGUUAUAAUCAAAUUGCGGAUUUUAAUGAUGUGGAAGAGAAUUUGAGAGAUAAGGAGAAGUUGACUACGGUUUAUUUUGAGGGGAAUCCUUUGCAGUUGAGGGCUCCGGCUUUGUAUAGGAAUAAGGUGCGCUUGACGUUGCCGCAGCUUAUGCAGAUUGAUGCUAGGUUUCGUAGAGCACGGUUUAUGCAGUGA
Messenger RNA from Sclerotinia sclerotiorum 1980 UF-70, 1149 nucleotides. RefSeq lists its product as hypothetical. The coding region runs from base 1 to 1149 and encodes 382 amino acids. The transcript has 3 exons. The record is from RefSeq and is a predicted model, not a curated record. NCBI's taxonomy places the organism in Eukaryota, Fungi, Ascomycota, Leotiomycetes, Helotiales, Sclerotiniaceae. Gene Ontology annotation, molecular function: protein binding.